CGGGCGGAAGUGACGUGCCGGAGUUCGGUGUGUGGUGCCGCGGGCGCGGAGGGACCGGGCCUGGCCGGGCCCGGGAUGGACCCGGCGGCCGAGCACCGGCAGCAGCUCCGCAGCCUGCGGGACUUCCUGCUGGUCUACAACCGCAUGACCGAGCUCUGCUUCCGCCACUGCGUCUGCAACCUCAACUACCGGCUGCUCACGGGCCGCGAGGAGUCGUGCCUGGACAGCUGCGCCGCCAGGCUGGUCCGCGCCAACCACCGCCUGAUGGGCGCCUACGUGGGGCUGGUGCCCGCGCUGCUGCAGCGCCGCGCCGCCGAGCACGCGGCUGCCGCGGGCCCGGCCGCACCGCCGGCCGCCAAUGAGCCGGCGCCGGGCCCCGCGGAGCCCGCGGAAGGCGCUCCCGCUGCCGGCACGUAG
Molecule: messenger RNA, 417 nt
Organism: Melospiza melodia melodia
Lineage: Eukaryota; Metazoa; Chordata; Aves; Passeriformes; Passerellidae
Gene: TIMM10B
Product: translocase of inner mitochondrial membrane 10B
Exons: 3
Coding region: 76-417 (113 amino acids)
Cellular component (GO): mitochondrial intermembrane space chaperone complex
Source: RefSeq, a predicted model, not a curated record